Sabethes cyaneus is the source of this 1989-nucleotide messenger RNA. RefSeq lists its product as uncharacterized. The transcript is spliced from 7 exons. The record is from RefSeq and is a predicted model, not a curated record. Bases 540 to 1703 code for a protein of 387 amino acids. Lineage: Eukaryota; Metazoa; Arthropoda; Insecta; Diptera; Culicidae.
UCGUUUCGUAGGCGCGCUCCUCGACACUGCUAAGCGUUGAAUUACUUCAUAGAUUUGAGCGGAUACUGAAAACGUGGUUCAGGGGGAAAAAGAGCGCGCACUUGUUACGAGCGUUACGUCGUCACCACCGCAGUUAAAAGCCUAUCAUCGAUCGUGUCGCGAGCACUUUUUCCUGUCUUUCUAACGUCUAAUAGUAUAAAGCGGUUAGACCGAGCACUUUUUAGGCUUAGUUGCGCUGCAAUUCUCGACCGAGGUGGAUCCAAACCCAGCUGAGGUGCAAAGUAGUGAAGUGGCAAAAAUUGUUUCGAUAGGUUUUUCCGUGUGUCUAAUUCGAUUAGCCCAGUGAUCUGGAGGAUACCUACUAAUAGUAAUCAAUCGCUUGUUACGCAAUCGCGCGGUCCAGUCCAGUCCAGUUCAGUAGUGUGGUGCGAACAUUUGAAACCUGACCAAGAGACAUCGUUUUGUCUGUGAGCUCUGUGAGCGUGAUUUGAUACGAAUUCCGAUUUGCUUCAUUCUCCAGUGAAUCCAGCAACAGCAGCAUGACUCCGUCGCCGAUCAAGAAUAUCCCGCGCCGCCAGGCCAUUCCGAUCCUGUACACCAGAGGAACGCAUUAUGACGUUGGAUACGAUGUGGGAAGAACCUUCGCAGCGCUCAUUAAAAACUUUCUGCAGUUGUCCGGACCAUUGAAUGACACCUAUUUGCCACUGUACAACACCGACGAAGGCAGAAAAGUUUACAAUGAAACAUUGGAAUCGGUGAAGAGAUCCUUCCCGCAAUAUAUUCGCGAGCUGGAAGGAACCGCGGAUGGCGCACAAGUCGAGUUCCAUAAGCUGUUUCUACUACACAUGGACGAUAUCCUGCCGGUUGCCGUCGAAGGAAGAAACAGCAUCAAUCAACCGAUCGGAUGUUCCACCGUUUGCGUCAACGAGCCGGAUUGUGAAAUCCUGGCCCACACGGAGGAUGCGCUGAGUGAGGUACUCAACCACUACUACUUUGUAUCGGCUCACAUCAUCUCGGAUGCACCGCAGGGCAAGUACAACGUAACGGAGGAACGGUUUACCUCUCUUUGCUAUGCCGGCCACCUGCCGGGUUAUACCAUGAACUACAACCACCACGGAUUGGUCUUCUCGAUCAACACGUUGAGUGCUAGAAAGUUGUACGGCGGAAAAACUCCGCGCCACUUCAUAACGCGUGCCCUACUAUCGGCGGAAAACUUUGUGCAGGCGCAACAAAUUCUACGAGACACUGGAGUCGGCGCCGCCGACGGGUGCUCGAUUAAUAUGACGUUCUUAAACCAAGAGGGCGACCGGUUGUUCCACAAUGCCGAAAUGGGCCCGGCCGAGCGGGAUCAAUCGCAGCUGAACAUCCUGACGGCCAGCCCGGGCGAGUACAUCGUGCACGCUAACAUGUACCUCCGGCUACCGGUGCCGGAAAUGACCGGUCUGAUCAUCGAUUCCAGCGUGGAACGCAUGAAAACGUUCAACGCGUUCAAGGCACCGAAAACCCUAAACGAUGUCGUCCGCAUGCUGGGCGAUCAGAGCGCCAAAGAGCACACGGUGUUCCGCGAGAAGGAUGCCAAGGACAUCAUCAAGACGGUUUGCGUUGGCGUGUUCGACUGUCGCAAGCGAACCUGGUCGCUGUACUCGGACAAUCCGAAGUUUAACGCCCCACUCGUGGUAAUGCCGUUGGUGAUACGGGAGUAGGUUUGCUCUGCCGAUGGUUGGUUUUAAAACAAAUACAAGAGAUUUCGCAUUUAUUACGCGUACUUUCUGACGUACCAUUCAAUGAUACGUGAAGUUGAAUUUCAGUACUUACAGUUUUUUCUCACCUAAAUUCGUUUCUGUAGAUUCACAGAUAUGCAUAGAAUAAGCGAUUUCUCGCUUUAAAAAAUAUGUAAUUUAAAUGAAAACCUAAGCAGGCGACAUGUAUAGUGUAUAUUAUUCGUUGUACUAUUUAUAAUUAAACAGUUUAUGCUUUUACUAGCAACUA